CCCAAAUCCCAUAGCAUCUGUGUCUUCUCUCUUCAACUCCCUUUGUUUCUCUCUCCUCUUUCCUCCAGGACUCCCCUGAGAUUUAGGGUCUCUCUGUUUGGACCUCCCAACCAGAUAAUAAACAUAUAAAAGUAAGCUCCUUUUCGUAUUGUCUUGAGUUAAGAAGAAAUACACACACAACACCCAUUUGUAUGUGUGUGUUUCUGUGUGUGUAUAUUGUGUGAAAAAGGUGGAGAAUUGUUCAAUCUCAAUCUCUAAAAGAUCAGCUACAUCUUUUAAGGGUCGAAACUAAUUCUGGGUUUCACCAUCUUGGGAUAAUUCUUCUACUCAAUCAACUAAUCAGAGACUUGUGAGCUACUUGUGAGGCUCAUCUCUAUUGGCCUGCUGAUUGAGUUUGUGCAUUACUUAUUGAACUCUUGGAUAAAAGAUGAGAAGGACUGUUCAAUCCUUACGACAAUUUCGAGCAGCAUUUAGGCAUAAUAGAGGAGACAUCAUCUGUAUUGGGUUAGCUAAAAGACAAAGUUUUUUGCUCGAGAGAAAUCGUGGGGCUUUCUACAAAUUCUCCUACAAUGCAGAUAUUUGUAGAUACGGACAUAACUCCUAUCGGACCUCCAGAGCUUUGUCCACAGAUGCAGCAAAAGUAACUAACGGAGAAUCGAACAGAGAAGGACCUCUUGUGGAGUAUGAACGCAGAAUUGCUGCGGGUGAGCUCAUGGAUGGUGAUGCUUGCCAGGUAGGCACCUUGAGAGAAUUACAGAGACUUUAUGAUCAGCUGGUUGAUUCAGCUGAUGCCUGCCGAUUAGAUCGGUAUGCUGCUUCCAAGAAAGCCGAGAGGAGUAGGUGGUUGUGGUCUCGUUUCAUGCCACAAUCUUCAUACUCACCUGUGAAAGGACUUUAUCUUUAUGGAGGAGUGGGCACAGGAAAAACUAUGUUGAUGGACUUGUUCUUCGAUCAACUGCCCUGCAACUGGAGGAAAAAGAGGAUCCAUUUUCACGACUUGAUGUUGAAUGUUCACAGCCGCUUACAAAAGCACAAGGGUGUGGCAGAUCCCCUUGAAGUCGUUGCGGGAGAGAUAUCUGAUGAAUCAAUUUUGUUAUGCCUUGAUGAAUUCAUGGUGACUGAUGUUGCUGAUGCAUUAAUACUAAACCGUCUAUUUGGACAUCUAUUCAGCAAUGGGGCUAUUCUUGUUGCUACGUCAAACCGUGCUCCAGAUAACCUUUAUGCAGGUGGAUUGCAAAGAGAUCUUUUUCUACCAUUCAUUUCUACUCUGAAGGAAAGAUGUGUCGCCCAUGAAAUUGGCUCGUCAGUGGAUUACCGGAAAAUGACUUCGGCUGAGCAAGGUUUCUACUACAUUGGAAAAGACUUGUCAGACCUUCUUAUGCAAAAGUUUCAAGAAUUAGUUGGAGAACAUAGAGCUGGUCCAGAAGAGGUGGAAGUUGUUAUGGGAAGGACAUUGCAGGUACCAUUGGGUGCUAAUGGAUGUGCAUAUUUUCCUUUUGGAGAACUCUGUGACAAACCUCUUGGAGCUGCAGAUUACUUUGGAUUGUGUAAGAAUUUCCAUACCCUGGCUUUGGAUGGUGUGCCUGUUUUUGGGCUCCACAAUAGGACAGCAGCAUAUCGGUUUGUCACUCUAGUAGAUGUGAUGUAUGAUAAUAAAGCUAGAUUGUUGUGUACAGCUGAGGGGACUCCUCUUGAACUUUUCGAAAGCAUUGUGACAAUAUCUGAGGCACAGCAGAUGGCACCUAGAACCUCUUCAAGAUCAAGGAGAACUGAUGAUUUUGAUCUUUGUGUGGAUAAUGAAUUAGGAUUUGCAAAAGACCGCACCAUUAGCAGGUUAACAGAGAUGAAUAGCAGGGAGUACUUGGAACAUCAUGUGGCAGUGUUCACAGAGAAGCAACUCUUGCAGAAUGAUGGCUACAAGGAGUCCUUACAAGCAUGAUACAAUUGAAAAUUUUGAUGUUUGAACUACUGUUUGUUGUGCUAUCACAUAUCUCAAGUGUUAUUUAAGUUGGUGGUAGUUUUUUGGCACCAUACCCAGAUAUAGGUAUAACUGAAGCUAAUAAAUUGUGUUUAAUAAAAUGUAAUCUUGUCAUUUGGUCAAGAUUUUAAUCCAAUGAGCAGUGUCUUUUGAGCUGCAAUGUAAUGAACAGUUGUAACAAGAGUUUAUUUAAGG
This is a messenger RNA of Ilex paraguariensis (yerba mate), 2173 nucleotides long. NCBI's taxonomy places the organism in Eukaryota, Viridiplantae, Streptophyta, Magnoliopsida, Aquifoliales, Aquifoliaceae. The record is from the annotation of a GenBank genome assembly.